AAUGUGCAGUAAUAUCCCUAUUCCAUGGUCAUCUGAGUCUGGUUUGCCCUUGCCUGCUUGACAUGACACUCCUGACCUGACAUUGACAUUUACUCGCAGUACGGACUGUCGCUGGUUGGGAUUGGGACGCUUGAAUGUAAAAUAGACUGGCGUGAAUUUAAGUCUUUGGCGAAAUUGGAAAAUUGUAGGUAGUGAACCUAUGUCACCAACAUGUCUUCAAUAGCAGAUAAAUUAACCCUGGACAGAGCGGCUAUGAAAAAUCGAGCCACAGCCCAUCUCCGGAUUUAUGUUGGUGGUCUUAAAGAGAAUGCAACAGUAGAAGAAAUUUAUGAACAUUUUAUCCGUUUCGGUCAAAUAAAUGGCAUUAUAAUUAAUAGAAAUUUUGGGUUUGUUCAAUUUGAAGAGGAGUCUAGUGCUCAAGAUGCAAUUGCAAAAGCAGAUGGUAGUGUUUUUCAAGGAAAAUCAUUAAGUGUCCGGACAGCUCUACAAAAUAAUGAUAGGAAACGUGAGACAGAGGUUGUUACCAUCCAGCCAGACUUACCUCCAGCGGUUGCUCUCAGUGAUAACAUACCAAUCGGCAAUGAUGAUGCUAAUGAAGAUGCUGUAUAUGAUAGCUAUGGGAACUAUGUUGGUGAAGGUGGUUAUAAAGAAGAAGGAUAUGAUAAUGAAUACGAAGAUGGGUACAAGCACCAGGGUUGGAACGAGGGGCGCGGCGGGAUGCGGGGCCGGGGCGGGGGCGGGCCGCGGGGGAGGGGCCGCGGCCCGCUGCGCGCCCGCCCGCCCUUCAGGGACCCGGGGGCGCCUAGAGGCGAUUGGGACCGGCCGGGGUACGACCGCUACCCCUCGCACUCCGACUACCCCCGCGCACUCCCUGUCUCUGAGAAGAACGAUUGUGAAAUCAUCGUCGUAUCUAAAACUCUCACCGAAUACGCAGAGUAUAUCGAAAGUCGGCUGAAACGGCUCGGUAUUGUCGUAGACCUGCUGUUCCCGAUGGAAGACGUGCCAAUAGGCAAAGUGUUGGGCAACAUCGCGUCUCGUGGUUGUCUCUACGCUAUUCUAGUGAUGCCGGCCAACCAGGAGCAUAGGUCGCUGACGCUCACUAUACUGCAUGGAUUGCCACAAGAACACCGCAACAUCCCGCUAGAGGACGCCCUGCAGCUCGUGUCCCGCAACUUCCAGGAGGUGCAGCGCGGCGGCCCCGCCAGCCGCGAGGCCGUGUACGCGCUGCUGGGGCAGCUGGCCGACGGCCGCGCGCUCACCGUGCUGCAGUACGAGAAGGUCAUCGAAUAUCUGCAGGAACGCAAAGAGCAGCAAGUCAAAGUGGAAUUGGGCGAACCCCUGAACUCGGCGCCGGCCAGUAAGACUCAAACGGACCUACAGCAAAGAAUCCUAAGCAUACUGAACGACAAGAAAGUUCUAAACAAACCUGAGCCUCCGCCCGCGCCGGUGCCCGCGCCCGCACCUCAAUCCCCCGCGCAAAAUAAACUACUCAAUGACCCUACAGUCAGAAAAGCUUUAGACUCCAUUCUCUCAAAAUACACGUAGAUAAAAGUAGAUUAUAGGUUAUUUUAAGGAUAGCAGAUUGAUCUCUAGCGUAUAUUGAUUCUGGCUGUUAUGAAACUAUGCAAUAACUAUCUAAAAAUGAUUUUAUAUAUCGCAAUUAUGUGAUGUUUUUUUACAAGGAAUUAUUUUUCUAGCCUACAUGGAUUAAACUUUAGUUAUACUAAACAGUUGCUUUGGUAUAUAUGUUAUACCGUUAUAGACAGCCAAAUAAUUAAGACUCAAUCUAAAAAUAUUAUAGAAAGGGUUAUUUAAUUACACUUUAAAUUCUAGUUAGAAGUUGACAACACUGACACUUGAAAAAUGCAGGUGGCUUAUUGUAAGAUGUUCCACUGCGGCUGGCGACUGAAAUUUGAAUAUUGAAUUCAUAGAAUUCUGCAAUAAAUUCAUGAAAUCUAACAGGCAAUGUAUGCAACAUGUUUUAGCAAGUUUAUAAACCAACAUCUAAAAUAUGUUUCGUCUAGUUCACAACUAAAAGGACUAGAGGUAAUAUAGCUUGUAUUGAAUUCCCAAACCAGGAAAUAACGGAAACAAUUAUCUCAAAUAUUACUAUGUAAUUUCGAGGUAUAAUAAAAGAAAUUAAUAUUA
This is a messenger RNA of Plodia interpunctella (Indianmeal moth), 2148 nucleotides long. RefSeq names its product Neosin (gene Neos). The transcript is spliced from 9 exons. Gene Ontology annotation, molecular function: RNA binding. The record is from RefSeq and is a predicted model, not a curated record. The coding region runs from base 211 to 1545 and encodes 444 amino acids. NCBI's taxonomy places the organism in Eukaryota, Metazoa, Arthropoda, Insecta, Lepidoptera, Pyralidae.